Messenger RNA from Drosophila arizonae, 448 nucleotides. RefSeq lists its product as uncharacterized. Lineage: Eukaryota; Metazoa; Arthropoda; Insecta; Diptera; Drosophilidae. The record is from RefSeq and is a predicted model, not a curated record.
GGCAGCCACACCCGCUGAAUCGAAGUCAAAGUCAAAGCCAAAGUCAAAGCCAAAGUCGAAGUCGAUAUCGAGAUGGAUAUCACAUAUGCCGUGGAGAAUGCACACGAUGAGAAUAUAUUGAGGCAUGAUUUGCCAUUGGAGAAGGAGUUGUAUUUGUCGUUUAUGUUGUCGCUGCUCACGCUCGAGCCGCAUCCCGAUGACAGUCUCAACUGCGAUGAGGAGACUCUGCGCAUGCGACAGCAGUUGCUCAUCUACAAAGCGGAGGUGGAUGCACUCGAUCGCACUGCCGACGACUACUAUGAAAAGAAGGAGAAACUCAUCUUUAAGAUCUUUUGCGAGUUUCGCGGCCUUGUCUAUGAUCCUGAAACGCUGGAUUGCUGCUAUGAGCAGCCGGAACUUGAGAACAAUAAUUAAUUAAUUACUUCAUGGGAAACAAUUAAAUAAACGA